AUGGCAUUAUCUGAAAAUUUAUUUUUUUGUGACUUAAUUGAAUCAGGUGGGCAGUUUGUUAAUAGUUCAUUUACUGAUAGUUAUACUUUAUUUGAUGGAUGCAUUUGUAUGAGUGAGUUCGUUAAGAGAAAUUUUUUCUUGACUGGUAAUUGGAAUAGUAGUAUUAUUGAUGAACAGCUGGUUAAAUAA
This is a messenger RNA of Funneliformis caledonium, 189 nucleotides long. The record is from the annotation of a GenBank genome assembly. NCBI's taxonomy places the organism in Eukaryota, Fungi, Glomeromycota, Glomeromycetes, Glomerales, Glomeraceae.